Molecule: messenger RNA, 989 nt
Organism: Salvia splendens (bonfire salvia)
Lineage: Eukaryota; Viridiplantae; Streptophyta; Magnoliopsida; Lamiales; Lamiaceae
Product: zinc-finger homeodomain protein 1
Exons: 1
Coding region: 65-796 (243 amino acids)
Biological process (GO): regulation of DNA-templated transcription; regulation of developmental process
Cellular component (GO): nucleus
Molecular function (GO): DNA-binding transcription factor activity; transcription cis-regulatory region binding
Source: RefSeq, a predicted model, not a curated record
CAGAUGAUGAUUAAGUUGGUGAAAUUUAAAAGUUAAGAAAAAGAAAAAAGGUAAAGAAGAAAAGAUGGAGUAUGAAGAGGAGCAAGAAGAGGAGCAAGAGGGCGAGAUCCCGAGUUACGACGAGUCAACCCGCGCCGCCUCUCCCCCGUCUUCGGCGCCGUCUCCGUCCCCCCUCCGCAAGUCCCGCUACAAGGAGUGCCUCAAGAACCACGCGGUGGGGAUCGGCGGCCACGCCGUCGACGGCUGCGGCGAGUUCAUCGCCGCAGGCGAGGACGGCUCCCUCGAGUCCCUCCGCUGCGCCGCCUGCGCCUGCCACCGCAACUUCCACCGCAAGGAAGUUGCUGAUGGAAGCGCUGGCGGUGGAAUCGGCGCAGGCGGCGCCGCGUUCUUCCCCUUCCAGCACCAGCAGCAUCAGCAGCUGGUGCUGGCCCACCAUGGGCACUUUGGGUACCGCGCCACAAGUGCUGGCGGCGGCGGGUACCUUCAUGUGCCCCAGCAGAGGGCGGCGCUGCUGGCGCUGCCCUCUAGCUCCGGGGGUGGGGGGUCUAGGGAGGAGGCGGACGAGUAUAAUUAUUACUCGGGGCCCGGGGGAGGGUCGCAGAAGAAGAGGUUUCGGACGAAAUUCAGCCAGGAGCAGAAGGAGAAGAUGCUGAGCUUUGCAGAGAGGUUGGGGUGGAAGAUUCAGAAGCAGGAUGAGGAGAUUGUGCAGCAUUUCUGUGAUGAAUUGGGGAUCAAGAGACAUGUGCUUAAGGUUUGGAUGCAUAACAACAAGCACACUCUUGGUAAGAAAACCUAGUCAAUUUUUAUCCCUUUUUUUUUGUUUAAUUCUCAAUAUCUAUCCAUCUAUAUAUAUGUGUGUAGGUGUUUGUCUUGCUUAAUUUGUAAUAUUAGGGUAUGGAAAUUGUGUUUCAAUUCCUCAACAUUCUUGCUUAGCUAAUGUUAUGAUGAUAUUGAUGAUGAUGAUGAUGAUCCAUUAGGGUUUUUUCCCC